AUGCCCUACCUAUAUGGCACAGCACUCUGUAUUAAUAUACCCUACCUCUACGGCACCGCACGCUGUAUUAAUAUGCCCAACCUCUACGGCACCGCACGCUGCAUUAAUAUGCCCUACCUCUACGGCACCGCACGCUGUAUUAAUAUGCCCAACCUCUAUGGCACCGCACGCUGCAUUAAUAUGCCCUACCUCUACGGCACCGCACGCUGUAUUAAUAUGCCCAACCUCUACGGCACCGCACGCUGUAUUAAUAUGCCCAACCUCUAUGGCACCGCACGCUGCAUUAAUAUGCCCUACCUCUACGGCACCGCACGCUGUAUUAAUAUGCCCAACCUCUAUGGCACCGCACGCUGCAUUAAUAUGCCCUACCUCUACGGCACCGCACUCUGUAUUAAUAUGCCCAACCUCUAUGGCACCACACGUUGCAUUAAUAUGCCCUACCUCUACGGCACCGCAUGCUGCAUGAAAAUGCCCUACCUCUAUGGCACCGCACGCUGUAUUAAUAUGUCCAAUUCUAUGGCACCGCACGCUGUAUAA
Pelobates cultripes (western spadefoot toad) is the source of this 537-nucleotide messenger RNA. The record is from the annotation of a GenBank genome assembly. Lineage: Eukaryota; Metazoa; Chordata; Amphibia; Anura; Pelobatidae.